UCCCGCUGCCCGCGGAGAGAACUUCCACUCCGAGCAAUAGUCCGAAGCUUCUGCUGCCGCUGGCGGCGCCUCUGCUGCGGUGGGAAACGACCACGCCUCGUGGACUUGCAAAGGCGGUCUCGGGCUCUGGAAGUGUGACGAGAAAGAGGCGGAGGGAAAGAAGGCGGCGGCGGGACCCGCAGCUCGGUGGGCGUCUCCUCGCGGGACGGAACCCUCUCUCUCGCCGCCGCCCCAUCCUGUGGCUACCACCAUGGCCGCGCGGUCCCGGCACCCCUGGCUGAGUGUAGUCCUGGGGCUGGUCUUGGGGUUCACUGUCGCCUCCUGGCUCAUCGCCCCCAAAGUGGUCGAGCUGAACGAGAGGAAAAGGCGCGGCGGCCACGGCGGUUCCAUGAGUGGAGGCGGCGGCGACGGCAGCAAUAGCCUCUGUGCUUUCUAUGGCCGCGUGGCUGGUCUGCCCGGAGGAAAGAGGGAGCUGCGACCGGAGGAGCCGGCGGUGGCGGCUGUGGGCUUGGGGGGCACUAGCAUUAGGCACAAGCUGUGGGAGAAGGACAGGGAGCAGCAGCCGCCCCCGGCGCCGCCCGCCGCAGAAGGGACAGUGCCGAGUCUCCCGGUUGCAGCUGCUGGAGGAGACCCGCAGGAGGAGGACGAGGAGGAAGAAGGCGGCGCCGGCCGCCACGGCAGCAGCCACAACGGCAGCGGGGACUACGCGGGCACCCCGGGCUGUGCCAGAACCCGGCACUUCCUUUACGUCGGGGUGAUGACCGCCCAGAAGUACCUGGGCAGCCGAGCGCUUGCAGCGCAGCGGACCUGGGUGCGCUCCAUCUCCGGCCGAGUGGAGUUCUUCUCCAGCGAGGGAUCAGUCUCUCCUCCCGCCUUGAAAGGAGAGCCGCCUCUGCCGGUUGUGGCUUUGCCCGGCGUGGACGACUCGUAUCCGCCGCAGAAGAAAUCCUUCAUGAUGCUCAAGUAUAUGUACGAUCAUUACCUGGACACCUAUGAAUGGUUCAUGCGGGCGGACGACGAUGUCUACAUCAAAGGUGAAAAAUUGGAGGAAUUCCUUCGGUCACUGAACAGCAGCAAACCUCUCUAUUUGGGACAGACAGGACUAGGAAAUAUUGAAGAACUUGGAAAAUUGGGUCUUGAACCAGGAGAAAACUUCUGCAUGGGAGGGCCUGGGAUGAUCUUCAGUCGUGAGGUUCUCAAAAGGAUGGUGCCACACAUAGGUGAAUGUCUUCAAGAGAUGUACACUACUCAUGAGGAUGUGGAAGUGGGCAGAUGUGUUCGGCGAUUUGGUGGUACUCAGUGCGUCUGGUCAUAUGAGAUGCAGCAGUUAUUCCAUGAAAACUAUGAACGCAACCGGAAGGGUUACAUACAGGAUCUUCACAACAGCAAAAUUCACACAGCAAUUACACUUCAUCCAAAUAAAAGACCAGCCUAUCAGUAUAGGCUUCAUAACUACAUAUUGACCCGUAAAAUUUCCGAAUUGCGUUACCGCACCAUCCAGCUUCAUAGAGAAAGUGCUCUCAUGACCAAGCUCAGUAAUGAUGAAAUAAGCAAAGAAGAUCAGCUUCUGGGAAUGACACCAUCUUUCAGUCGUUUCCAGCCUCGUGACAGGAAUGAAGUAAUAGAAUGGGAUUUUCUGACUGGAAAGCUCCUUUAUUCAAUAGCUGAGAAUCAGCCACCUAGACAAAACAUUAAUAACAUCCUGCGAGCAGCAUUAGAUGACACUGUAAUGCAGGUAAUGGAAAUAAUCAAUGAGAAUUCUAAAUCUAGAGGAAGGCUUAUUGACUUCAAUGAAAUACAGUAUGGAUACCGCAGGGUUGACCCUCUGCAUGGUGUAGAGUAUAUACUGGAUUUGCUGCUUUUAUAUAAAAGGCACAAAGGAAGAAAGGUUACUGUUCCAGUUCGAAGGCAUGCUUAUCUUCAACAAUUAUUUAGUAAACCAUUUUUCAGAGAGGAAGAAGAACUGGAUGUAAGAAGUGUGAUGGAAAAUGAGCAGAGUGACACACAAUCUUUCUCUUUCCUUUCUAAUUCCCUGAAGAUGUUUUCAUCAUUCCAAGGCAUCAAAGAAUCUAGGGGGAGGAGUAACAAGAAGAUUCAUAUUCUUGUCCCUCUCACAGGAAGAUAUGAUAUUUUCUUGAGAUUUAUGGAGAAUUUUGAAAAGACUUGCCUUGUUACAAAGCAGAACGUGAGGCUGGCAGUUAUUCUCUUUAACCCAGAUUCUAGUCAGGAUUCCAGUAAACAUAUAGAGUUGAUCAGUGCAUAUCGCAAUAAGUAUCCUAUGGCAGACAUCACUGUUAUUCCUAUGGCAGGAGCUUUUUCAAGAGGUUUGGGUCUUGAAACGGCUUCCUCUCAGUUUGAAAAUGAUACUUUGCUGCUAUUCUGUGAUGUUGACCUAAUAUUUACUCCUGACUUUCUUCAGCGGUGUCGAGCUAACACCAUCCAAGGAGAACAAGUUUACUACCCUAUUAUUUUCAGCCAGUAUGACCCUAAAGUAACCUAUGGAGACCACCCUCCUGUGGACAGUCACUUUGUUUUCACAAAGAAAACAGGGUUUUGGAGGGACUAUGGGUUUGGUAUCACUUGCAUUUACAAAAGUGAUCUUAUAAGUGUGGGUGGAUUUGAUACCUCAAUUCAAGGUUGGGGACUUGAGGAUGUAGACCUUUUUACUAAAGUGAUAACUUCCGGCUUGAAGGCAUUUAGAAGCCAAGAAGUGGGGGUUGUGCAUGUGUUCCAUCCAGUUCAUUGUGAUCCCAAUCUAGAGUCUAAACAAUACAAGAUGUGCUUGGGGUCUAAAGCAAGUACGUUUGGCUCUGCAAUGCAACUAGCUGAAAUAUGGCUAGGAAAGCAUUUAGGUCUUAGGUAUAAUCAUACUUUCUCCUGACAUUCUAACUGGCUCUGCCUUCCUAGGGGAAGUUUACCUCAUUCCUUUUUCCUUUCAUCAUUGCAUUCUUAAACUUCUCUUUGUCUUCCAAAGGAUUUGUCCUGACCUCUAAUGAACAUCCAUCAGGAAUAUAAGAGAUUCCUACUGAACUGAUGUGGUGUCGUUCUGUUCUCCUUGAUCCAUAAACUGAGUGAAAUCAUUGCAGGAGAACAAUCCCGUAGAUCACAUCCAUCACUAGGACCAUGUCAGAAGAAUAGUCUCUUUGGACUUUAGGAUGCAAUAUUGAUCUUGAUUGUGUCUGUCAACUUAAUGUGAUACAAAUAUUUUUCAGUGAAGGUAUCACAAAAGUGCUUUAUACUUCCUCUGGGAAAGAGACUCUGGUAAACUUGAGUUUUAUAAUUUAUAUGAGGACUAAAAUAAAAACUAUUCUUUAUAAUUUUUAAGUAAUAAAUAAUGGACUCAUCUAUUUUUUAAAAAAAUGGAAAAAUACAUUUUCCAGGUGCAAUGGUACUGGCUACCAAGAACCUUAAAACAGCAUAUCAAAUUGACCUCUUUAGCACUCUGCAAUUGGACUGUAUUUUCUCAAGGAAACAUAGCUUAAUCAGAUAUUUGCAUAUGUUGAGAAGGUUUAUGAACCACCAUUUUUCAUUUGCUGGCAAGAAGAAAUCAUGACACAGUAUGGUUAUUUAUAAUAAAAGAAUAGGCAUGCCAUAUUCUUGUGUUUUCUAAGACGAGGAUAUAUUGCUUUGUUUCUGUUUAGGUUGAACGUCUAAUAUAUACAUAGUUUUCUAAUUCCUUUCAUAAGACUGCACUUGUUACAAAGGGAAAUCAAAGGGUACUUAAUAUUGUCUUUUUAUAAUUGUGCAUUAAUAUUCAUAUUCUGAAUCAAUUGUUGUUAAACUUCAAAGAAAAUGUAAUUAUUUAACUAUGAAAGUGCUAUUGCUGG
Candoia aspera is the source of this 3827-nucleotide messenger RNA. It is a transcript of the gene CHSY3, whose product is annotated as chondroitin sulfate synthase 3. The record is from RefSeq and is a predicted model, not a curated record. Gene Ontology annotation, cellular component: Golgi cisterna membrane. The transcript is spliced from 3 exons. Gene Ontology annotation, molecular function: glucuronosyl-N-acetylgalactosaminyl-proteoglycan 4-beta-N-acetylgalactosaminyltransferase activity. NCBI's taxonomy places the organism in Eukaryota, Metazoa, Chordata, Lepidosauria, Squamata, Candoiidae. The coding region runs from base 251 to 2881 and encodes 876 amino acids.